Molecule: messenger RNA, 4541 nt
Organism: Periophthalmus magnuspinnatus
Lineage: Eukaryota; Metazoa; Chordata; Actinopteri; Gobiiformes; Gobiidae
Gene: prnpb
Product: prion protein b
Exons: 2
Coding region: 140-1507 (455 amino acids)
Biological process (GO): protein homooligomerization
Cellular component (GO): membrane
Source: RefSeq, a predicted model, not a curated record
GUCAUCGGUGUCCAGUGCAUUUGAACAAGCGUAUCCUCGAAACCACGACGUCACACCUUGGGAGAGCCAUAAUAACAUUAAAGAAGACACGACAAAGCUGCCGUCUUAUUACCGUCGAGGCACCUGAUUAUAAAGGGCCAUGAUGGGCUGGCUAAGUGGGACUGUCCUCAUCUCUCUUCUUACUAUGGGACUCCUAUACUUUGAUGGGACUUUGGCUAAAAAGGGAGGUGGAUUUGGAGGAGGCAAGAAACCAUCAUCAUCAUCAAACAGAUUGGGGUCCACAAAGCCCUCCAACUCUCAACCAGGAAACUAUCCUAGGCAACCACAGCCCCCUAAUCGAAACCCUAACCCAUAUCCUGCUGGUGGAAGUUAUCCCCAACCAGGUGCUGGAAACACCAAUCCUGGGGGAUAUCCCAGACAAAACCCAGGAGGGAAUCCUGCUGGCGGAUAUCCAGCUGCCGGAGGAUACCCUAACCAACCUGGAAGAGGGAAUUACCCUAACCAGAACCCUGCAGGGGGUUAUCCAGCUGCGGGAGGCUAUCCAGCUGCGGGAGGAUACCCCAACCAACCCGGAAGAGGCAAUUACCCAAACCAAAACCCUGCAGGUGGGGGGUACCCUGCUGCUGGGGGGUAUCCAGCGGGGGGAGGAUACCCCAACCAGCCAGGCAGAGGAGGCUAUCCAAACCAGUACCCAGGUGGCUAUCCGGCAGCAGGUGGAUAUCCAGCUGCUGGGGGUUAUCCUAACACUGGGUGGGGAGGUGGCUAUCCGGUACGAGGAGGUAAUACAGGGCAGGGCUGGGGUGCACCGGGCUCAUAUCCUGGGGGUUAUCCUGGUGGUGGAAUGGGAGGCUACCCAAACUGGAAUCCCAAUAAUAAGAUCCUCAGUCCUCGUUAUGGUGUAGGAAGCUAUGGCGGUUAUGGGAAUGGUGGAUCUCCUUUUGCUCGUUCAGCCAUGAACCAAGGCUUUAUGCCUAAAGUAGAGUCUAAGGGUUUUGCUAAAAAGGCAAUGUUGGCAGCUGGGGUGGGUGCUAUGGCUGGUAUGGCUGUUGGUUAUGGAUUAGGGCGUUUUCCACGACCGCAUUUUAACUUCCGAAGUCAUGAAGAAGAAAACUACUACAACAACUACAUGUACCGUCGCUACGGUACCCAGUCUACGGAUCAAAAAGACUAUGGCCGCGAUUACGAAUACAAGCCACCCCCACGAGCUGAGUCCUAUGAUAAAUUCAUGGACAAAUGCAUGAACCGAACGGACCUUCUCAAAGACCAGGUCAAAUCUGAGGUAGACGACGAGGACAAGGACACUGUCAGCAUUGAGGAAAUUGGGUACCCCUUGCUAAUAGAACAGAUGAAAGCACGGCGCUGUGUUGAAAUGUACAUGGCCUACUCUGAGCAGUUUCUCCAAAAGCGUGCAGAACCGCAGAUACAAAACAAAGGUAGUCUUCUGUGCAUCUCUCAGCUGUUCACAUCUGUGGUGAUUUUACUGUCCAGCAUGUUUCUGCUUCAGUAAGCCCUUUUGCUACUAAUAUACUCACACAUUAUCUGCCAUAGUAUGUGCAUAGCUACUCUGAUUUUUAUCACCUUACCUAAAUGCUUAUGGACUAAUCUGCUAACAUGUAUAGUGUACCUGAACCACUUUGCAACCCAUAUUUCACCUUAAUAGUUUUAGUGAAAAAGGAGGGUUCUCUCCCUUUGAUAAUCCAUAUUUUGUUAUAAUCUGUCUGCAAGAGCUGAUUGUGAAGUAUUGAAUCAUAGUACAUAACCUGUGAAAAUGUUUCUUUUAAAAACAAAUAUAGAAUUCUGGAUAGAUCACCAAAGUCAAACUGUGUGUGGCAAGAUGUGCCAUAAUGUCCAUUGUGAAACAGUAGCAAUGUACACAGAACAGCAGUGGAAUAAUCCAGUAAAUUGCUGGCUCGCUACCGGUAAAUACAUCUAUCACAGGACUUUUGAAUGAAAACUAAGUUUAGUAUCUAGCAUCUUAAAAUCACAACUUGUUUAACAUUGGACUAUUUUGUGAGGUGUGACGACACAAUCCUGAGCUCCAUUGAAAAAUAUGGUCACAUUGCAUAUGAGUUUAAAUACAAAUUGUUUGUAUAUGUAAGCAAGACAAUUUGUGGUGUUGUACCAGAGUAAGGUCUGGGUGGUAAUGGAUGUAAUGAUGCAUCCACUUGGGGAAACUUGAUUGUCUUGUGAUUGGUUGUAUAAGAUGAUCCAGAGAUGUGGCCUGUAACAUUUCUGUAUGGUAUGUGCAGAUUACAAUAUAACUUUGCCUGACACUUUGGUCAUGUGCAAAGAAAAGAGGUCUUUUUUUAUGUAAUAUGUUUGGCUUGUGACUUAGAGAGAGCCUUAUUCUGUUAAGCAGCCAUGUGGUGAGUGGAGUAAGAUCAGUCUUUGUUGACUCCCAUUGGCCUACAGUUGCGAGAACAGUUGUCAGUACUUAAUAAUAUUAGGUAGAACACUGCGGAGAUUGCUUUUUAAAAUUUUUACUGUUAUUUUAUAUUAUUGUCUCAUAUUAAUGCCACGUCUUAACACGGAGAACCAGGGAAUGAAAAAUAGCUGAAAAGAUAAUUUACUAAAUAACUGGAUUUAUAUUUUGAGUUUUAUACUCUGUAAAAUGUGAUACAACUUCAACUGGAAAUACUCCCUUUUUCCAAAAACCCUCUUGUUCCACUCCGCCUACUCCUGUGCGCAGUGGGUAACCUUUCUGGUGAUGAUUGAGAUUAUUGAGAUUGUGAAAAGUUUAAAUAAUUCUAUCCAUAACAUGACUUUUCUUGCCCCAGUUACAUUGCACCUUGUGUGUCUAUAAACUACUGUUAUUUUCAUUAUUUUGGUGAUAUGUUCUUUGGUGUUUGUUAACUCUCUAUAUUGUUUUGUUUGUUGUAAAAACAAAUACAAAUUCAAACAUACAUUAUACAUUUUAUUUAAUACACAGAAUGAUAUCCUUUAUGAAUGUCCUUUAUGAUCAAUGGGUUUCAUCUCAUUUGGCAAUGUUAUUGUGUUAAAAAUCUGUAAGAGCACUUCAUUUCCACUCUCCUUGCCAUUAUAGUAGUAGUACAGUGUGUACUGUAAACAUUUGAAUCUGCUAUUGUAAACACUUCAUCCAAUACGUCAAAGACAGUCAACAGUUGGCCAAUAAAAUGAGUUUCAUGCUAAGGACGUUGUUUUACUGUGAUUAAUAAAUCCCUGAAACUGAAAUAUGUGGUACAAGUUGAACUAGCAUUGUUGACUUUAUGGAAUAUCUUUAGCUUUUUCAUAUAGAACUAGUUUACACUCUUUCUUCAGUAAAUUUUGCCUAUCCUUUAUAUCCCUGCUUUUAAGAAUGCUGAGGUGAAAACCAACGCACUGAAUGUUCUGUUGCAAAAUUACAUUUACUACAAAUAUCUAAUCUUUUUGCAAUGGGUUUUUAUUUGACAUUAUGUUUUAAGGAUCUCUUAUCCAGAUUAUGAGAAAUGGCACCAAGGACAGCAGAAAAACUGAGUUGUUUAUGGCAGGAGAAGCUGCGUUCCACUGUGACUGGUCCUCUGCUGUCUGGCCCUCUCUGUGGUACAUGUGUUGAUUGCGUGAGACUGUUUUCUGGCCUGAUUUGUUUUUUCCUUUGCCGAGGAAGCCCAGGCCAUAGCCAGUUCCUGUCCCUCCAAGUAUGCCUGCAGCAGCAGCAGCCCCCACCACUCUGAGGCCCUGCUUAGUGAGGCCUUUGCUCUGCCACUGUAGGGGCUCUUUGCUGCCAUCUUCUUUGCCCUUGCCCCGGAACAGUGCUCCACGUUUACAGAAGGUCCUGGGGCACAGAAUGGAGAAGAGCAGGAGGCACAAGCACACAGAGUAAAGCUGGGUCUUCAUUAUUGCAGAUCUGUGGACACAUGAUAAAAGGCAGGUCACAGCUGUGGGUGAUAUAACCGACAUAAGAUGCUUUAGUGUUUAGUGUUUGUUUGAGGCAGGCUCACACAGUCACAUGACCAGAGCACAACAGAACUCUGGAACACUCUUCUGGUCAAAAGUUGGAUUAACUGAACAUGUGUGGUGGUGAGUCUCCCUUUCAUUCAACCUGACAAUUACAAAUGUAUUUAAAAUAAUAACCAAAACAAAAAACAAAACCAGGCAUGGAUUUUAUAUAAUUUUAUUCCAACAAGAUAUUUUGCUAUUUAACAGAAAAUCACACGCAUUCAGAGUAGACUUUUAGUCUGUACUCAGCAGUAUGGUCUUUAGGAUGUUGUCAAAUAAUCUGAAAUAGUACAGUAUAUAUUGUUGUUGUUUUUUUUUGUUUUUUUUGUUUUUUUUAACUAUACAGAAACAAGUCUAAUUCCUAUUCGCAUGACCUUAUUAAAAGUACACUUAAAAAUAUUUUCACUUCAGAUAAUGACAGAUACAUAGGCUAUUGAAUUGUGUAUUUAUUGGAUAAAAUGUAUUAAGAUCCUGGCUGCAUGCAAUCUAAUAAGAAGGAAAGAUAACCCUACCUUUUUGUCUGGUCUGACAGUGAGAUGGUGAUGCUGCAUCUGGUCACCUCUGAAACUUUCAUGGCUUGGAUGCUUUUAGGAGUCAUCUCUAUG